AUGAUCAGCCAGUUACGCUCAGCCAGUACCGAGCAGCAGCAGCCAGUAGAGUGUUCCGGACAUCGCACUGGGCUAACAGUCUUCGUCCAAUGCUCUAUGCACCGCUCAGCUCCCGCGUGUCGUAGCCUGCAACACCAGUCUGCAGUGAUCUCAUUUGCUUUGUGGGGCGAGUGCGAGUUGAAUUUCCUUCAGUCUGUCUUCCCUGCUAGGGUAGCGCCGCUGCAGACAACAUGGCGAACGCUGCGGUUAGUGUUGCUCCGCCAAUCCCCUGUCGCUCAGCCUAUGCGCGUGAUCGGUACGGAGCCUCUCCCUGCGACUUUCCGCCUGGACCCGAACCGUGACAUCAUCGAGAUGAGCACGUAUCACGAUUUGUAUAAAGAGACGAAGGAUUUGAAUUCCGGAGCAUCAGCAGUGUGUGUCAGUGCCGUUCAUCGCCUCACGGGGGAGAAAGUGGCCCUGAAGGUGUUCAAGAACGGCACGGACUCGAUCGGCCGGCCCAAACCCUACACGAAGUCCUGCUUCUUGGAGGAAGCUGAAAUAGCACUGAAGUGUCGUGGUCACCCAAACGUCAUCUGGACAUCCCUUCCUGCGUACAGGACAGUCAGCGAAGGAUACGUGUUGGUUUGCGAGUGGGGCAAUGGCAGUGAUUUGCUAGACUUUUACAACGACGAGCGCAACCUGACGCAGAAAGACAUCCUAGGGUUUCUCAUGCAAAUGGCAGCCGGUCUGCAGCAUGUUCACGAUCGUGGCUUUGUUCACAUGGACGUGAAACCUGAGAAUUUCGUCGUGUCCACCGAUCCGGCCGGCAACCGAACGAUCAAGUUGAUAGACUUCGGCCUCGCCUAUCCCGUUGGCAAGGUACUACCACACAGAAUGUCUGUUUGUGGUGGGCGAGUGUACUACGCGCCCGAGAAGUUCCCACCGUCCCCCGGCAACCAGACCACCCGUACUCACUAUUGCGUUCAGCCGUCGUUCGACGUAUGGGGUUUUGGCGUGACGAUGCUCUCCUGCAUGACGUCACGAAUGCCCUGGGGGGUUGCGUAUGACACGGACGAGGGCUAUAAGCGCUUCAAGCAGUACAUAGCAGAGCCGCAGAAGCUCCAGCGCCCGCCGGCACCUUUCAGCCAGCUCACAGAGAAAUGGGUGCAAAUCUACGGGCGUAUUUUCAUGGAAGACCUCAAUGAGCGAAUCUCUAUGGCAGAUUUGACGGAAAUUCUGAGCACAGAAAGCCAGUUUCUUCGGAAACGUGACUCUUCCCCCUUCCAGGACUCUUCCCCCUUCCAGGACUCUUCCCCCUUCCAGGACUCUUCCCCCUUCCAGGACUCUUCCCCCUUCCAGGACUCUUCCCCCUUCCAGGACUCUUCCCCCUUCCAGGACUCUUCCCCCUUCCAGGACUCUUCCCCCUUCCAGGACUCUUCCACCUUCCAGGACUCUUCCACCUUCCAGGACUCUUCCCCCUUCCAGGACUCUUCCCCCUUCCAGGACUCUUCCACCUUCCAGGACCCUUCCCCCUUCCAGGACUCUUCCCCCUUCCAGGACUCUUCCCCCUUCCAGGACUCUUCCACCUUCCAGGACUCUUCCCCCUUCCAGGACUCUUCCCCCUUCCAGGACUCUUCCCCCUUCCAGGACUCUUCCCCCUUCCAGGACUCUUCCCCCUUCCAGGACUCUUCCCCCUUCCAGGACUCUUCCCCCUUCCAGGACUCUUCCCCCUUCCAGGACUCUUCCCCCUUCCAGGACUCUUCCCCCUUCCAGGACUCUUCCCCCUUCCAGGACUCCAAUAACUACAUGUAG
Sycon ciliatum is the source of this 1791-nucleotide messenger RNA. RefSeq names its product serine/threonine-protein kinase Chk2-like. The transcript has 2 exons. The record is from RefSeq and is a predicted model, not a curated record. Gene Ontology annotation, molecular function: protein serine/threonine kinase activity; ATP binding. Gene Ontology annotation, biological process: peptidyl-serine phosphorylation; peptidyl-threonine phosphorylation. Lineage: Eukaryota; Metazoa; Porifera; Calcarea; Leucosolenida; Sycettidae. The coding region runs from base 1 to 1791 and encodes 596 amino acids.